Etheostoma cragini (Arkansas darter) is the source of this 1951-nucleotide messenger RNA. RefSeq names its product branched chain keto acid dehydrogenase E1 subunit alpha (gene bckdha). The record is from RefSeq and is a predicted model, not a curated record. Lineage: Eukaryota; Metazoa; Chordata; Actinopteri; Perciformes; Percidae. Bases 185 to 1525 code for a protein of 446 amino acids. The transcript has 8 exons. Gene Ontology annotation, molecular function: oxidoreductase activity, acting on the aldehyde or oxo group of donors, disulfide as acceptor. Gene Ontology annotation, biological process: branched-chain amino acid catabolic process.
UGGUUGACGCGACGUCGACACGGCCGUUUGUAUCUAACCUGCCUGACAAGUGUUAUUGUGAAUGUGAAUAUCAGUGCUGAAGAUUGAAAACCGUUCUAACGGUUAUUGUUAGCUAGCUAGUUUUGUUACAUUAUUCUUACAUAUUUUAACAUCUCUGACAAGCUAUUGUCCGUGGACGAUCCUGAUGGCGGUUGUGAGGAGUAUGAACAAAAUGUAUGGAGUAUGUUUCCAUGUUGUUCGUCAGACGGCAGGACUGAAGGCAUCGAGGCUGCUUCAACAUAGAGCCUUCAGAGUCAGUGUUGUGCAGGGGCAGCAGCCCUUUGACUCGACACUGGAAAAGCCCCAGUUCCCCGGAGCCUCAGCAGAGUUUGUGGAUACGCUUGAUUUCAUCCAGCCCAACGUAAUCUCUGGGAUCCCAGUGUAUCGGGUGAUGGACAGACAGGGAAACAUCAUCAACCCCACUCAAGACCCUCAGCUCUCCAAAGAGACAGUUUUGAACUUUUACCAGAAGAUGACUCUGCUGAACACAAUGGACCGCAUUCUGUAUGAGUCCCAGAGACAGGGUCGCAUCUCCUUCUACAUGACCAACUAUGGUGAGGAGGGGACACAUAUUGGUAGUGCUGCUGCUCUUGACCCAAGAGACCUGGUCUUCGGUCAAUACAGAGAAGCUGGAGUGCUGAUGUACCGGGGUUUCCCUUUGGAUUUGUUCAUGGCUCAGUGCUACGCCAACGCCGAUGACCUGGGCAAGGGCCGGCAGAUGCCUGUGCACUACGGCAGCAAAGAUCUGAACUUUGUCACCAUCUCCUCUCCUCUGGCUACUCAGAUUCCCCAGGCGGCUGGAGCUGCAUAUGCUGUCAAGAGAGAAAACAUGAAUCGGGCCGUGAUCUGUUAUUUCGGAGAGGGCGCGGCCAGCGAAGGGGACGCACACGCCGGCUUCAACUUCUCUGCCACGCUGGAGUGCCCACUGAUAUUCUUCUGUCGUAACAAUGGCUACGCCAUCUCCACCCCCACCAACGAGCAGUACAGGGGAGAUGGCAUUGCUGCUCGUGGUCCAGGGUACGGCAUGCUGUCCAUCCGCGUCGAUGGUAACGAUGUGUUUGCCGUGUACAAUGCCACGAAAGAGGCACGCCGCAGAGCCGUGGCUGAGAACCAGCCCUUCCUCAUCGAGGCAAUGACCUACAGAAUCGGGCACCACAGCACCAGUGACGACAGCUCAGCGUACCGCUCGGUGGACGAGGUGAACUACUGGGACAAGCAGGACCAUCCCAUCUCCCGGCUGAGACACUACAUGACGGCCCGCGGUUGGUGGAGCGAGGACGACGAGAGGAGCUGGCGGAAGCAGUCCCGCAAGACGGUGAUGGAGGCAUUCGAGAGGGCCGAGAAACGCCUGAAGCCCAACCCAGAGCUGAUGUUUACCGACGUGUACCAGGAGAUGACGCCCGGCCUGAACAAGCAGAGAGAAUCCAUGUGGAGGCACGUGAAGCAGUACAAAGAGCACUACCCACUCGACCUGUACGUUAAGUAACUGUGGCAGUGGGUGACCAUUGAGACCAAUACAAAACUGUUACAGCUUUUACUGUAUUCAUACAAAUAUAGUUUUGAUAUGAUGUGUCAUUUCUUUCUGCACAACUGAGGAAGAGAGAUUUAGCUUUCAAAAAUAUUCUCCUUCAUUCCUCUGGGUUUGGUGCCUUAAGUUAAUUGAUUUGUUGUCCGUAGAAGAGCUCUUUACUGAAUAUUCAGUCACUCUAGUUCCCAUGGUUACCACUGUUCUUUUUGCAGAGCAGCAAAAAAAACAGCUGGUGCAGUUUGAAUUCAAAAGAAAGUGACAAAUUGAGCAAUAAUCAGUGGAAUUGUACCCAUGUUGUCUGUUUCCUCUCCAGUGAUCAUGGUAUUUAAAACGUUUCCUUGUGUAUCAUUAAGGUGACUGACAAACUUGUUUUAAAAAAAAAAA